Messenger RNA from Schistosoma mattheei, 546 nucleotides. The record is from the annotation of a GenBank genome assembly. NCBI's taxonomy places the organism in Eukaryota, Metazoa, Platyhelminthes, Trematoda, Strigeidida, Schistosomatidae.
AUGUUUGUUCAUCAUUCAGAGUUUGUGCCUGCACCAAAUACCGUUGGAAAUAUGGCACUGCUACCCUUACGCACAAAAUUUCGAGGACCUGCGCCUAUGAAUAUGGAUUUGGAAAAAGAUAUUAUUGACGAAGCUCUGUAUCUUUUUAAAUCACUCAUAUUUCUUCGACAGUACGAACUAAAAAGUGAGGCUGAUCGCGUACUUGUUUAUCUCGUUCUAUAUAUUUUGGAAUGCUUAAGAAAAUUACAAAGGUGUCCAAAUAGAACUUCUGGAGCUAAAGAAUUAGCUGCAAUGGCCAUAAGUCGUUUUGAUAUACCAGGUGAUCCAGAUUUUCCUCGAGAAUUAAACAAUAUGUAUGCUAAACCGAAAAAUCCCACAGAAAUGGAAACGAUGCGCGGUUAUUUAUCUCAGUUAAGACAAGAGUUAGGUGUACGAUUAUUAGAUAAAGUUUACCGUGAUGAUAAUAGCCCACCUAGUAAGUGGUGGUUGUGCUUUGGCAAGCGUCGUUUCAUGGAUCAAUCUUUAACACCAUUGGGAGUUUUCUAA